AUGGAAUUUUAUAAUCUCAUGCCUUGGGGUGUUAUUAAAGACGAUGCGUCUCCUUCAAAUACAAAUCAUACAACAAUGCAAGCUAAUCAAGAAGCCAAUGAGACAGAUAAAAAGAAUGAAAUAGAUGUAAUUACACCUGCUUUUGGAUUGCUUAACAUAGUGGAGGAUCUAACCGAAGAAAAGGAAGACGAUGUUGAAGAUGAAAAAAAUCUAGAUACAAGUGAAAAAUUAUUUCGUAUGUUUAUAGACGAUAAUGAGGAUAAACCAUUAGAUUGGACUGCAGAACCAGAAAAUCCAUUUCGAGAACCAACACCACAACCAUCAUUAACAAACAUACGACCUAUUAAUGGAAUAACAACUAAGCAACAUGCUCGAACAAAUAAAGGCUCUAUUCCUCUACUUGAUUAUCUUUGUGAAAUAAAAAAAUGUUCGCUUAAAGAACUACAUGUGCUUUUUCAUAAUCUCGAAGUUCGGCGUGAACUUAUAGAAAAUUUGCAACAAAAUGUCCAAAUACGUACUUCUCAUCUAAAGCCGAGUUAUAAAAAUUUCAAUGUCUAUUGCCAUGAUUUAACAGCGCAAUCUGCAAGUAAUGUUCUGGCCAUGGGUGGAUAUCUUGGAAUAACGGUUCGCGGGUACUACUACGUCAAACACAAACUCAAACUCUGCCAUCCAUAUUUACCUUGUCUUAUUCAAUUUGGAGGAGGGCAUCAUCGAUCAUUUUAUCCUCUUGAAUGUCUCAGUGUUAUCCGUUACAAGAUGAAAGGAGGAUGUUCAUAG
Molecule: messenger RNA, 777 nt
Organism: Meloidogyne enterolobii
Lineage: Eukaryota; Metazoa; Nematoda; Chromadorea; Rhabditida; Meloidogynidae
Source: the annotation of a GenBank genome assembly